AUGGCUUCCCAGUCGCAUCUACCAUCAUUUGACACGACGUUGGGCGCUAUUCUCAUAGGUUUUGCUCUGUCGUGCGCGGCUUUUGGGGCCAUUCUUGUGCAAACUUUCCAUUACUUCACGAGGUUUCCUUCGGAUAGGCUGGCCUAUAAAAUUAUUGUUGUUGUAUUAUUGGUGCUAGAGCUCUUGGAUGAAUUUUUCAUCGGCCACACUCUUUAUUUUUAUACUAUACUAAACUUCGCAAACGUUCUCGUUGUUCUCCGCGCGUCGAUGACAUGGUCUUUCAUUAUGCAGCAAUUGCUGGGAUCCAUCUGUGGCACUGUAGUCAGAGUGUGCUUUGCCUUACGUGUCUGGCGAUUUAGCAAACACAACUGGUUCAUUACGACAUCCUUGAUGCUAUUGAAUUCCGGUGUUCUGGGUACUGCGAUAGCUUUCAGUGUCAAGGCUUUUGCACUACCAAGCGUGUUCGCGGUAGCGGGACUUAGAGUCCUAGGAACGGUGGCGCUAGGCUUAGGUGUCGUUACCGACGUAUCGACUGCCGCAGCACUAUGUUACUUCCUCAAUAGAUUUCGUACAGGACAUGCAAGAUCCGACACACUUGUGAAUGGUCUUGUGAUAUACGCCAUCAACACGGGCGCGGUGACGAGUUUGAUCAGUACGGCUACUUUGACGUUGUACAACGUAAUGCCUGACAAUCUCAUCUUCAUAGCGGCGUACUUCCUUUUGAGCAAGCUGUACGCGAUUUCUUUUCUGGCGGCUUUGAACACACGCAAAGUUGUUCGUGGCCGGGGUACGACAGAUCGGAACACCAGUCAAAGCGGCUUUCCCUUUCAAGUGACCUCCCGGAUGCACGUCUCCGAGCCGACGUCGACUGAUGUGCAAACCAACUCGCACCACGCAGAGUUCAUGAAGAGGUGCAUGAACAUGAAGAGUGAUGAUUCUCUCGGGAACGGAGAAGUCAUUCCAAUGCACAAUAUUUUCCAUCACCAAGAGUAUGAUCUUCCAGGAAUGGCAGUUAUAUCCGGUGUCUGCAAGUCGCAAUAA
Molecule: messenger RNA, 1041 nt
Organism: Desarmillaria tabescens
Lineage: Eukaryota; Fungi; Basidiomycota; Agaricomycetes; Agaricales; Physalacriaceae
Exons: 20
Coding region: 1-1041 (346 amino acids)
Source: RefSeq, a predicted model, not a curated record